GUCAGCAUGAACGUGAAUACUUAGCAGUUUCCCAUGAGAACACUCUACCGGUAGGCCCCAGCUUCAGCCCGGAGUGGCGUACUCAUUACGCCGUUAUCUUGUUCGGUUCCUGACCCAUCUAUAUAAGGGGCAAAAGUAAAUGCCCUCGCGUAGAAGUUCUUUUUCUACCCCUUCUGCGAGUCUGAAUGCAAACGGAGUAUUCAGCUGGCAACAUCGCAGCGGCGAGGAGUAUUCAAACCUACACGUAUAUAUACACCUCGGCGGCUACAUUCUGGGAGUUGGCGUUCCUAACUCAAUCGCGUUGGACCAAAGUAAAAGGCCUUUAUAUCCUUACACGCUAUACGCCUUUCCUCCUCUUCGUUGCACACCUAUAUUUGAACUUCGUCCCGGAUAAUAAUCCCGAUAGAUGUCAAAUGAUCAACAAUAUUUGCUCAUGUUUCAGUUUGAUUUCAGUCAUUUGUUCCGAAUGCUUUUUCAUUAUCAGGACAUAUGCACUCUGGAACCACAACAAAGUCGUGCUCGCCGCCAUGCUGGCCGGUUUCCUUGCUGUCAUCGUAGCUUCCGUCGGUGUCCUCUUUAGCGCCACUGCCAAUGCACCAUUUGAAACCAGCGCGAUCUCGAGCAUCACAGGCUGCUACCAGUCUACAGGCAGUGAUGAGCUCUUCGUGCCGUUUGUUCUCUUGUUUGCUCUCGAACUGGGGCUCAUCUCUCUUACGCUCGUACGUGCUAUACAGAGCUGGCGAACAGCUCGUACCCCUCUGUAUGAUGUCUUGCUGAAGCAUAACAUAUUCUAUUAUGUAUGCGGUCUAUUACGCGUACAAUGCCAUGUUCCAAGAUUUCCAGCUCAUCAUCCUGGCGAUUCUUGCCACGCGCAUGCAUCUCCAUCUCUGGCAUGUCGACCGGCAAAUCCACUCUUCCGCUCUCAUGCUCAUUCCUUUAACUGAUGUAUCAUCUGUGGGCCGCACGGGGUGAAAUUGGAAUUGGCUUACUUGUUUGUUUGAUGUCGUUCACGGAGUCAAGUUUGGACAA
This is a messenger RNA of Suillus fuscotomentosus, 1029 nucleotides long. RefSeq lists its product as uncharacterized. The transcript is spliced from 14 exons. The coding region runs from base 186 to 944 and encodes 252 amino acids. The record is from RefSeq and is a predicted model, not a curated record. NCBI's taxonomy places the organism in Eukaryota, Fungi, Basidiomycota, Agaricomycetes, Boletales, Suillaceae.